Messenger RNA from Staurois parvus, 555 nucleotides. Lineage: Eukaryota; Metazoa; Chordata; Amphibia; Anura; Ranidae. The record is from the annotation of a GenBank genome assembly.
AUGUUUGGUCUGCAGUUCCCAGUGGCUAGUGGACGAUGUACUAGAGGAGCUUUCAUGACUCUCCUAAAGGUGAAAGAGGAUUUUGAAGGACAACUAGGCUGUAAAUUCAUUAUAGUGAUUGACACUGAGGGACUGAAAGCUCAAGAGUUGGCCUCAUUAGAGGACAGUCAUGAACAUGACAAUGAGCUGGCCACACUAGUAGUUGGGUUAAGUGAUAUAACGAUCGUUAAUAUGUCCAUGGAAAACUCAACAGAAAUGAAAGAUAUUUUACAGAUUGUGGUCCAUGCUUUUCUUCGGAUGAAGAAAGUAGGGAAGAAACCAAACUGCCAGUUUGUACACCAGAAUGUCAGUGAUGUAUCUGCCCAUGAAAACAACAUGAGAGACAGGAAGAAACUUCGGGAACAGCUGGAUGAAAUGACGAAAGUGGCUGCAAAAAUGGAGAAGCAAGAUGGAAUCACAUCUUUUAGUGAUGUGAUAGACUAUGAUCUGGAGAAACACAGUUGGUACAUUCCUGGUCUGUGGCAAGGGGUCCCUCCAAUGGCUCCAGUAAACUCU